UCAGUAUACAAGUGGGAUUUCGAUGUUAAUUUCCGGGAAAUGACCUCAGUCACCUCAUAAUUUUACGCGUGCCAUAUCAACGUGUGUAGCAGUGCGUUUUGUUGUUGUAAUUUAUCAAACUACUGGUGAAAAUUAAAAAAAGUUCAAUAAUCAUUAAAAAGUAUCAUUACUUUUAUGUAAAAAUAAAAAACAAAAUGAAAAUUGAUCGUGAGACCGGAGAACUGCUCAGCGAGAGUGAUGAGGAACAGAUGACAUUUAAUUACAAUGACGUGAGUAGCGAAACUGGUGAACCUGAGAUUGAUAUUCAUGUCCACGAACAUGAGCCACGGGGACGUGUACCAUUUCAAAUACCUAGAGAGAUAAGAGAGGAAUUGUUAUCAAAGCAAGAAAAAAAUUUAAGUGAUAGACGUCUGAAAGAUUUACUGCCGCCAUGUGAAGGCACUUCGUUUGCUGAAAUAAAUCCAGUAUUUUUAUUUCUACCAGCGAUUAUUUAUUUCAAAUGGUUCGCGAUCAUGCUGAUGAUUUUCGAAGUUAUUUUUCAUGGGUGGUCUCAUCAUAAAAAUAAAAGUCUCAAUGAUGUUUACUAUCGCUCUCCUCUUCACGGGAUUACCUCCGAGUAUUGCGCAGUUUGUCAGUCGGAAACUCGUAUGAGUCGUAUUGGUAAAAUGCAACAGAUUCGUUUGCAUAAAUUUUUGCAGCAGUGCAAUUACAUGAAACGAGCUGUAACUUAAUUAUAAAUUGACAAAAAAGUGAUAGUUAAAAUAUUUAAAAUUUUAUUUUAAUAAAAUUUAUAUUAAUCAUUUACAUAUGUAUAUAAAUUUAUAAUUGUUACUAAUUUUUAUUAAAUAAAUUAAAAACUUAUA
Messenger RNA from Microplitis mediator, 863 nucleotides. RefSeq lists its product as uncharacterized. Lineage: Eukaryota; Metazoa; Arthropoda; Insecta; Hymenoptera; Braconidae. The coding region runs from base 195 to 731 and encodes 178 amino acids. The transcript has 2 exons. The record is from RefSeq and is a predicted model, not a curated record.